Messenger RNA from Ornithodoros turicata, 1449 nucleotides. RefSeq lists its product as uncharacterized. The record is from RefSeq and is a predicted model, not a curated record. The coding region runs from base 27 to 1376 and encodes 449 amino acids. NCBI's taxonomy places the organism in Eukaryota, Metazoa, Arthropoda, Arachnida, Ixodida, Argasidae. The transcript has 9 exons.
CCAAACCGAGUUUGCUGACUACACGGAUGCAGAUUGCCUUGAUGCUUCUCGUCUUUGCUUUUGGGAUAAUACUUAUAAUUAUCUUCAGUGGCGUUCUGAGGCGACACAAGGAUGAAGAUGAGGAAACAACAAAAGGAACGAAAGGGCCCAGCAACGGUGGGCGCAAAACCGCACCUGGGUCGUCCAGCGAUACGACGACGGAAGCACCUACACCGCCCACGCCUGAGCCCAACUUUCUCAUGUGCACCCUUGGUCGUUAUCAGUUAUCGGGUUCGUUUUUCCAGUUACCUGAUGGUCUCUGCAGCAUAGUCGUGUUAAGGGGAUAUCUGGACACAUCAGCUUGCGGAAAAAAGUUCUGCUCAAACGCGGUGGUCCGCCCGUACGACUGGCUGAUGAAUUUGACAGAGAGUGGUUCCUACAGCAGAACCCGGUUCGGACUUGAUUUCUAUAAGAGGGGCGAUGCAAACGACGAAGGUGUGAUCAGCACUAGUGCUACGCAGCUCAGCACACCAGAUGGCCGUGCGACUUUCACGACCUUCUUCAACAGCGGUUUGAAGGACUUCGGAAUCCUCGGCUGCGUCCUCUCUCGCAAUACUACGGAUCAAUACAUCGACGACGUCAGUAAUGUGCUCACUGCCCUCCGCGCCGUACAAAUAGACGCAUCAAGCGGAAAGGAAGCUGGCUACAUAUUCUUGGGAGUUGCACCUCUCUACGAAGGCGACUAUAGCAACGACAGCGUGCUGACAUCAAAAUUUCACAGCAUGAUACGAAACGUCACACCGGAUAUCGUGCUGUUCAGGACAACGGCGUACUAUCCUUCAUUUGGCUUUACGGACUGCAAAGUGACAGCAGCCUCCCUGUGGGACAAGGCCCCGUUGUCCACCCAGCCUACUUUCGUGGACUCCUUAACGUUUCAAAAUAAGGUGUCCCUCCCCAAGACCACGAAACGCAUGCUUUCAUUUUCCAUCAGCAAACGCAUCAACAGUGUCAUCUCAGGAAGCUCAGAUGUCGGCUCCAAGUGUACCAGCGCGGGAGAUAUUCAGCCCUACGAAAUACUGUGCAAUGGCAGCUACAACAGCAGGUAUGAGUUCGAAGCGGAAGAAAUGGACAAGGAGCGCCUGGUGGCAUAUCAGAGGCGCAAAGAUCAAUUGAAAGUUGUGUAUUACGACUCAGAGGACACCAUAACGCAAAAGAUGUGCAAGGCCGCUGUGGAUCAUGGAUUUCGUGGAGGAUGGGUUCUCUUUGACAUGGAUUGUGGCGGUGCAGUAGAAUGCACAGGAAAGGAAGAUAGUGAUGGCUUUGCACUAGUUCGAGCAGUGGAAGCCAACAUGAACAAGGAAUUUGAUUCCUGUCCUCCUACUAAUAAGGUUCCCUGAACAACGUGUGCCUGUCCGAACACAGUACUGGAUUGUCUCACGAAUAUAGCAUAUACACGCCAAACUGGUUCUA